Cooperia oncophora is the source of this 603-nucleotide messenger RNA. Lineage: Eukaryota; Metazoa; Nematoda; Chromadorea; Rhabditida; Trichostrongylidae. The record is from the annotation of a GenBank genome assembly.
AUGUUUCGUUCAAAAGAUGGAUUCAGACGAAAUUCAAAGAGUGCGGCAUCACUCGAGCAUCAGGUCCCGGCGAGGCGGUCAAGCUCUCCCAUCCAGGAGUUCCUCCAAUCGCGUCUUGAACCUGUUUGUGAGAAAUUUGACUCAAUGAAUAUGGACUACGAGCUUUUGCAUGAUCAUUCACUUUGGCCAAGUCGUAAACCGAAGAUACUAAUGCAAACCUGCGGACACGUAGCCGGCGCAGCUUAUUACUAUCAACCAUUCCAAGUUCGCGGUGAGGGUUGGCCUCCGCUACCAAUGGCAGGAAAUAAGAAAUUUAUUGGUCUGAGUCUUCAUCCUAUAUAUGGUGGACAUUUUGCAUUCCGUUCGGUGUUCAUAUUCCCAAGCUUACAAUUCUCAAACUUCCAUGCUCCACAACCGUUAUCAAUUCUUCACUCCACUGAGGAAAUUCGUGAUGCACUGGAGAAAUUCAAUUAUAACUGGAAGGAUUCCGGAUUUCGAGACUUUGGAGGGCCACGUAAACGCUAUUCAGUCACGCAAAUGGAGUUUUUCGGUAGACCACCUGCUGAGAGGUGGUCUGUGUUGAAGGAGUGGUGCGAAGAAUAA